Macadamia integrifolia is the source of this 2456-nucleotide messenger RNA. RefSeq names its product FCS-Like Zinc finger 8. Lineage: Eukaryota; Viridiplantae; Streptophyta; Magnoliopsida; Proteales; Proteaceae. The coding region runs from base 1086 to 2012 and encodes 308 amino acids. The record is from RefSeq and is a predicted model, not a curated record. The transcript is spliced from 3 exons.
GAGUAGUACAGACGAUCGAAAUGAACGUAGCGUGUCGUCAGCCUUGGAGUUACGGUAUUAGUUUAUAUUCGCUUUCAGUGAUGAAGACACAGUCACCCACACAGUAGAGAGGACGGACUGAGCAGAGAUCAAAAACUGGAAAAUCUUACACCGAUCCAAGAAAAAGAAAAGAAAGUGAGCUUUCAGCCUUUGUUUCUGUCAAAAACCGCCAUGACAAAACUGCCAUUUUUAGCAGGGGCGGUUUUAUCUAACCUCCUGAUUCUCAUGCACACGCGUCUUUAAAUGCUUCCAACACCUCUUCUUCACUUCGACCCACGAGUUCUUAACUUCUCUAUCUUGUCUCUCUCCCUCUCUUGCAGAGCUGAAACCAGAGAUUAACGAAGAGGGAGGGAGAGGGGUUGAUCUUUUUCAUGUUUGUGCUAUAUUUGUAUAUGGGUCUUGUCUCUAUUUGGGUUUUGAAUCUUAUCUCGAUGGAUAAUGGUAGGAAGGAAUGAUUUUAACUGAAAUUACGGGAGAAACAAACAAAUUAACAGUAAUAAAGGUAAGGGAUCAGAGAAGGAAAUAGAAACCAAAAAAAAUACAAACAUUAACUUGUUUACCUGUUGAUGCUCGCCAGUUUCUUCGCGUCUGGUUUUGAUCAUGAAACUUGUUUUUUUCUGUGCUUUGGUGGGUAGAGAAUCUGAACUUAUAAAAAGGAGAACUUUUUCUUAUUUGUUUUCCUUCUUUUAUUGCUUAAUCUGCGUUUGAUCAUGGAGGUUUCAGAAGUUUGAGAGGUUUAGGGGGAGAGAGAGAGAUUUUAUUAUAGGUUACAUUUCCGGUUUUCUGGUUUCUGGGUACUGGGUAUUGGGUAAGUGGUAGUUUUGUGUCAGAAGCACCAUCCUUUUUCUUGAUCAGUUGUAAUAAAGAUGGAAAUCCUCAAUUCUUUUUCCGUAUGUUAAGCGGUUCUGGAAGUCAGUUUUGCCAAUCUCUAAUUCUCUGAUUCAUGGCGGUUUCAUGGGUUCAAUGGCUUCAUCCUUCUCUGUAGGUUUAAUUCCCAAAUAUUGCAGGGGAACAAUAACUUUGGGAGAAUCUGAUAAGAGGAAGUGAUGCUUAAGAGAUCCAGAUCAGUGACCAGUAAGCAAGCUCUCAUGGCUGAUCAUGCUUCUCUGCCAUCUCCAACUGACAGAUACAUCAGGCAUGCUUCAUCUUUCUUCAGUUCUCCAAGGUCGUUUACAGGCUUCGCUUCAAAGGGGUUUUCUGAGACGGAUUCAUUGGUGAGCCCAACUUCAAUUCUUGACAUUAAACCAUUCUCUGGUCCUGGAACUCCAACCUUUUCCGACAGAAGCAGUUCCAAAUCCCCAGAACCCAGUCUGGAGAACAAGCAUCCAUGGGAGAAACUAGAAUCAGGAGGGGUUGGGCUUGGUCUUGUUGAUGCUCUCAGUGAUGAUAAAUUUAACAACUUCUCCAAACCUGAUAGCCGGAUGGUUCUGUUUGGAUCACAGCUAAAGAUUCAAAUUCCUCCUUUCCCACCAUCCGUUCUCUCUCCAGCUGAUUCCCCCAAAUCCCCUGCAGAUUUCGGCAUCAAGACUCGAAAUUCUCAGUUGGGUUUUUUCUCUCCAGGUUCAGUGAACAAAUCUCCAUUUGGGUCUGUGAAUCCAGGCCUUGAAACUCCUACAACUCCUCGAGUUUUCACAGGUUGUCUCUCUGCGAGCGAAAUGGAACUUUCUGAAGAUUAUACUUGUGUAAUCUCCCAUGGACCGAACCCUAAAACAACACAUAUCUUUGAUAAUUGCAUUGUAGAGAGUUGCUGUGGAGUUGUUGGGUUUUCUGCAUCGAGAAAGGAGAAUUUUUUCUCCGAUCAGUCUCGCUUCCCUUCUGAAAAUUUCCUCAGUUUCUGCUACGCAUGCAAGAAGAAUCUAGGACAGGGGAAAGACAUCUACAUGUACAGGGGAGAGAAAGCGUUUUGCAGCAGCGAAUGCCGUUACCAGGAGAUGAUGUUCGAUGGGGGAAUUGAGAAGCAUGAUUUGGAUUAAGAUCUUGGAAUCUGUUCUUGAUUCUUCCCAAUCUCUUCUCUUUAUCUCUGUUUUGGGUUUUCCUGCAAGUUGAAUUUGGGUAAUUUGUAAAUUCUCAAUUUUUCUAUAUACCGGUACCAAUCAAACCAAGGAAUGGAGAGUCCAGAGUCCAGAGUCCAGAGUAGACUGAGUUGAUUCGACUAUUAAUCUGCCUGGAUAUACGACUGGAUCUACUUCAAUUUAGGUGUUUCUUUAUCCUGUUCAUGUCGAUUUCCUCCUUUUUUUUCCCUCAAUUGUUCUUGUUGGAGAUGGAUUUUGGUAGUGAUUACUGAAGGAGACUGAGGUUGGGUUUUUUUAAUCAAUAGUUUUUGUUUUUCCAUAAGGUUGAUGAUUGAUGAACUUUGCCAUUAUCUUUCUUUAUUUUAUGAUAAUAAUCAAUCAUCAUUCAUGGCCGAUUCUCUUUUC